CCGGGCGGGGGGCGCGGGGCGGGGCGCGGGCCGAGCUGCGGCCGCUCCGGACAUGUCGGGCCCUCGCGCCGGCUUCUACCGGCAGGAGCUGAACAAGACGGUGUGGGAGGUGCCGCAGCGGCUGCAGGGGCUGCGCCCGGUGGGCUCGGGCGCCUACGGCUCCGUCUGCUCAGCCUACGACACACAGUUGCGUCAGAGAGUGGCGGUGAAGAAGCUGGCGCGCCCCUUCCAGUCGCUGAUCCAUGCGCGGAGGACUUACCGCGAGCUGCGGCUGCUCAAACACCUGAAGCACGAAAAUGUCAUCGGGCUGCUGGACGUGUUCACGCCGGCCACCUCCAUCAAGGACUUCAGCGAAGUGUACCUGGUGACCACGCUGAUGGGCGCCGACCUGAACAACAUCGUCAAGUGUCAGGCGCUGAGCGACGAGCAUGUCCAGUUCCUCGUGUACCAGCUGUUGCGUGGGCUGAAGUACAUCCACUCGGCGGGGAUCAUCCACAGGGACCUGAAGCCCAGCAACGUGGCUGUGAACGAGGACUGCGAGCUGAGGAUCCUGGACUUUGGGCUCGCGCGUCAGGCUGACGAGGAAAUGACUGGCUAUGUGGCCACGCGCUGGUACCGUGCACCUGAAAUCAUGCUCAACUGGAUGCAUUACAACCAGACAGUGGACAUCUGGUCUGUGGGCUGCAUCAUGGCUGAGCUGCUCCAGGGAAAGGCCCUCUUCCCAGGAAACGACUACAUUGACCAGCUGAAGCGCAUCAUGGAGGUGGUGGGCACCCCCAGCCCUGAGGUUCUGGCAAAGAUAUCCUCGGAACAUGCCCGGACAUACAUCCAGUCCCUGCCCCCCAUGCCCCAGAAGGACCUCAGGAGCAUCUUCCACGGAGCCAACCCCCUGGCUGUGGACCUCCUGGGAAGGAUGCUGGUGCUAGACAGUGACCAGAGGGUCAGUGCGGCCGAGGCCCUGGCCCAUGCCUACUUCAGCCAGUACCACGACCCCGAGGAUGAACCUGAGGCUGAGCCCUACGAUGAAAGCGUCGAGGCCAAGGAGCGCACAGUGGAGGAGUGGAAGGAGCUCACCUACCAGGAGGUCCUCAGCUUCAAGCCCCCAGAACCACCGCAGCCUCUGGGCAGCCUGGAAGUUGAGCAGUGAGGAGAUGCUGCUCACCCACUACACUCCCAACUCCAAGAGGGGCCUGAGCCUGCCUGCCCACCUUCCUCAGCUGCCUGGUUCUCACAAGGGGUGCCUCCCAACACCUCUGCGGCCAGCAGCGCUGACCCCUCUCCCGGGAUCCCCCUGUCUCCACACCCACUCAUUAUGGGGAGUCUGCACGCUUGUGAACACCUGCAUGUGUGUGAGCCACGGAUGUAGGAGUCUGGGCAGAGCAUCCUGGAUCCCUUGGUUCUGCUACCCCUCCCAGCAUCCUGGGUCUCCUUUGGGACCUCACUCUGGUGGACCUGGGUGCCAUGAGAGCUCCCCCUGGGACUAUGUCAGUUUCCAGAGCUCCUCAGUCCCAGAGGGCUGCCUCUGGCGGGUGGUGCAUUGGGGCCAGAGCCUUCUGGAGAAAAAGGGAGGGGUCUUGGUGGUCACAGCUGCUCAGCCUAGAAGUGAGGGGCUCCCCUGGAAAGUGCUGGGACUCAAAGGAUCGUCCCUGUGGGUGGCAGGGCUGGGACAGCUACCUGGAGUCAUGCGUUCACCUGUGCUGCGUGUGACACAUGUGCACUCCUGGAAUUCAUGUGUCAAGGCAGGUGCAGGCAUGUGAAUCUGUGGGCACCUGAGGGUCAGUGCCAUGAUGGGCAGGAGGCCAAAGUUGGGGUGGCUGUACUAUUGCCUCUUCUCCCCCGGUACCUGAAGCGGGCCAGGGUGGAGGGCUCUGCUGAGAUUCUGCUGUGCAACUCGCCAGGGGCAACCGUGUGAACAAAGCCCCCUUUCUCCUUGGGUGUGGGAGCAGCGGCAGGUUUCUAAGACAUGAAGGUCCCAUGCCAGCCAGAGGGCUGGCAGGCAUAGGGGGGUCCAGCCCUGAGGACGCACACACCCACGUGGACUUGGAUCCUGGCCCCUGUCCUCAAGCUGAUGAAGAAGUCUCUGCCCACCCUACCUCUGCCCACCCUCUGGCCCUACGGCCGAGAGCUGGGUGCUCUGGUUUGUGGUUUGGCUCUUGUCCUCCCUCCUUCCAGAGUGGAGCUGACCUUGCCAGCUUUGGGACAGGACCCUCUUUGAGAUGUGUUGGGGGUGUGGGUCCUCCCUCUAGGGGCUUCUCUGUCAGGUAGCUGAGGUGGUGACCUCUCACCUCGCAGGACCAGGGAGGUCUGAUAAGUGCCUGCACCAGGGUUUUGCAAUAAAGGGGGUUUCCUCUCA
Molecule: messenger RNA, 2353 nt
Organism: Camelus dromedarius (Arabian camel)
Lineage: Eukaryota; Metazoa; Chordata; Mammalia; Artiodactyla; Camelidae
Gene: MAPK11
Product: mitogen-activated protein kinase 11
Exons: 12
Coding region: 53-1147 (364 amino acids)
Biological process (GO): intracellular signal transduction; protein phosphorylation
Cellular component (GO): cytoplasm; nucleus
Molecular function (GO): ATP binding; MAP kinase activity
Source: RefSeq, a predicted model, not a curated record